Ananas comosus (pineapple) is the source of this 2295-nucleotide messenger RNA. RefSeq lists its product as uncharacterized. The coding region runs from base 1 to 2235 and encodes 744 amino acids. The transcript is spliced from 11 exons. The record is from RefSeq and is a predicted model, not a curated record. Lineage: Eukaryota; Viridiplantae; Streptophyta; Magnoliopsida; Poales; Bromeliaceae. Gene Ontology annotation, biological process: meristem development; meristem maintenance.
AUGAUUUAUGUGUCAGAGACACAAUAUCACGCAAGGUUUUAUUCACAAGCUGCUACUAAUGAUAUCGAUGUGGGAUUUCUGGAGAAUCCAAUUGGUGACCGUGAAGUUGAUAAUGAACAAGGCACAGAGUCAGUCUCCACGUGCGCAACCCUCGACUUCACGUGCGCAUCCCUCGACGUCACGUGCCGAACCGUCGACGUCAGCGUGCGCAACGUCGACGUCACGCUAUUACACCCUUAUACAAUUGUAAUGAAGUUCUUGAUAAUAUUGUCGAUGAAGGAGAUGAUAAUGACGAGUGUUAUCGCCAGACAUCAACGCACCGCUUUCAUCCAGUUCCAGACAGACCGCUACUGCCCGACCCAUGGCCCCCAAUUGUACCGCCUCCAGUUAGAAGAAAGAAAGGUCGACCACGAUCAACACAUGGCAGAUCUAGAGGAGGCGGGACCGGUUGAUGAGUCCGUCCUGAUAGACAGCAUCUACAUAGGGAUAUCGCGGCGUUCAGUUCGUAGAGCAUGGCGCAAUUUGAACCAGUGGAUAUGGAUCAUCAGCGGUGCUCAGAUUUGCUACGACAGUCAGGAUUCUACGGUAUUUCUCGACUAUGGCGUCUGCAGCUCGAUCAGUCUCUAUUUGGGACUCUGGUCGAGAGAUGGCGACGGGAGCCCAGACCUUCACUUCCCGUACGGUGAGAUGACGAUUAACACUUCAGGAUGUGGCGGUUAUUUCAGGUCUUCGUGUCGAUGGAGCGCCUGUCACGGCGAUCUAACAGAUCCGAUGGAUAGAGAUUUGUCAGAGCUUUUAGGGGUUGUGCGGAUGGCAUCGAGCUGGCCAGAUUCGCUUAGAUUGGAUAUACCAGCACUUCCAUCAUAUCAUUUGAUGCUCCGGCUGGAUAGUUGCGCCACAGCGCCUGCAUAUUGUGUGUGGUUUAGCUGGGGGUCGGCAGCAUUGGCCUACCUUUAUCGCGCCUUGGGAACGACGUCAUUAAAGGACAAGGUCGAAUGCUGUUGUUUCGCGACAUUAGUACAGAUUUGGGCAUGGGACCAUCUUCAUGUCGGCCGACCUACUGGCGUUGGAGCUAUUGCCGACAUGGCUGAUUGCCCUUUGGGUUGCCGGUGGACGAAUGCCGGCGGUUUACGUUUUGGGGCCAACGUUAGGACGACUGAUAUAGAGUUCUAUAGAGAUGAGCUAGAUCAGCAGCGAGAGACACAGAUUACAUGGCGGCCGUACACAGAUGCUGUAUUAGAGGUGCUACCAGCAUUCUGUGUACAGGGCAGUGAGGUAUGGCGAUCGCGGACCACGCUGAUUUGUUUUCAUAUCGUCGAGCUUCACGUGCCCGAUCGAGUCCUUCGGCAGUUUGGUCUCCUGCAGCAUAUACCUAUUCAUGUGGAGACCAUCCGUCGCUUUACAUCUCAGGGGCGGCCAGAUGAGCAUUGGGGCCACUUUCAUGCUGCACACAUCGAGAGAUGGGGACAGCGAUUACAGUCUAUUAUUGACCAGCAUCUGAUUGUCGGUGAUGAUCCAGUACAGGCGACCUCGAUUUAUAUGGAGUGGUACUGGCAGAUCACGAGACGAUGGAUUUCUCGUCCAGUACAGCGUCCACCAUUGACUUACCAGCCUCGUGGCCAGACCGAGAGAGCUUUGGUGGACGCUAUACGACAGACACAGUAUAGCAUCAGGAGCCUAGUUCAUGAUCGACCUUCUUAUGAGGCGAUGAUUGAUGUAUUGACGGGUAUCGAUAUUGAUCUUGAUAGUGUACUGGAGUACAUUCCUACUAUACCUGUCGCCACUGAUAUCAGAGGUCGAGAUUUUGGACAUGCAUCGACAUCGGGUCAUCACCACCGUCAGACACCGACAUCUGCUGGAUCUCCAUCUCCUAGUGAUGUUGCUGAUAUACCCGCCGCCCCUGAGAGAUUUCCUACUAGGCCAUUGGACUUGGACUUGCUUUUGCCGCCGCCAGUCUCUAGAGAUCACUUUACAUUCGUCUAUUCUCGACGUCAUGCCGCGUCUUCAUCACAAGCCCGCCCAACAUCUAGACCAGCCACUAUCGAGGAGACUCAGGCGAUACCGGAGCAUCGCGAGGGCGUUAUGAUUGCGGAUCUCGAUGCGAUGGCCGAUAUCGAGGCAAUUGAUGACAUACCUAUUGCUGAUCUCGUUGUAGAGGGUGGCCGUAGACGUGGACGUGGCCGUGCACGAGGACGUGGCCGAGGACGUCGAGGGAGAGGACGAUCGAGAGGCUGAUUGUAUAUUUUUGAUUUAGAUAACUUAGACUUUGUAUAAUAUUAUAUAAUACUUAAUUUA